Messenger RNA from Limanda limanda (common dab), 2877 nucleotides. RefSeq lists its product as uncharacterized. The record is from RefSeq and is a predicted model, not a curated record. Gene Ontology annotation, biological process: Notch signaling pathway; protein ubiquitination. The transcript is spliced from 8 exons. NCBI's taxonomy places the organism in Eukaryota, Metazoa, Chordata, Actinopteri, Pleuronectiformes, Pleuronectidae. The coding region runs from base 142 to 2085 and encodes 647 amino acids.
AAGUCAAUUCAGUUCUGUUUCCUCAAUCCCCUCCCACGUCAGCAGCUGUGACGUAGCUGCGGCUGCUACACUUUCACUUUCACCUAACAGGAAGAAGCUUCGUGAGCAGUAUAAGUCCGGACAGGGAAGAAGACUCUCAACAUGGCAGCCCUCGACCCUGAAGAGUCGAUGGAUACAGAUGAAGUAGACGGGGGCUUUGUGAAACUUUCUACACCUGCUGAUGUGGUGAUGAUGACUGAAUCACAGAGCAAAGAUGAAGAAGUUCAAGUCGUUCUCUCCAUCAAGUGGGAGGAAGAUUUCGCACCAGGACAAUAUAAAUUGGAACUGACCAAAGUUUUUCAGACUUGGGUCCACAAUAACAAGAUUGACGUGGUAAUCGAGGUUGAAGAAGCCUCUGACUCUGAAGCUACGAUAAAGAUAAAUCCUGCUACAGGAGGCAACUCCAUUUGCGCCGAUCUUCGUUCUUUAGUCCUGAAAAAGCUGCGUGAAGCAAAGGGACAAACGCUGAUCAACAAAAACAAGAAAAUAGUCACUCUAUUGUCAAUGUGUCCUCCAGAGACACAAGAACCACAAAAUGCUCCAACCCCUCCUUCAGCAUUUGUGCCAGACCCACAACAUGAGCCAGGGCAACAGCAGGGACAAAGGGAGUUAAGCCGCCCAGUUGCAGAUUCUGCAGCUGAAGAGGAGACAUACACUUGUAAAAUCCCAGUUGCCGCGUACUUCUAUAUGAACCACAUCUACAAGGAGAAAAUCGAUCGUAUAGAGGCAGAGAAUGGAGUCAAAAUUGCGGCACAAGUGAUGGUAAAUAUUAAACAACACAAGGAAAACGGAGACCCACGCAAAGCUAUGUCUGAGAUCAGAAACCUCGUCCAGAAAUCCAUCACUGAAUCCGACGGCUUUGGCAUCACUCUCGAGUUACUGGCCCGGGAAGUCUUCCAGAAAGACGAGAACAAGGUUGUGCUUACGCUGUCCUCUGAAGAAAUGACUGAAAGUGGGCCAGGCCAAAGUCAAGAUGCCAUCAGCAAGUCUCUCGAUAUGAUACAGAAAACCUCAACUAACACCAAACCUUCUUUUGGAGAGCCUACACAGUCGUCUUCUGAGAAACCACAGACGAUUGGCAUGAGCAUCAACGACCCGCUUGUCUACGCAGGACUAAACAUUGAGGAGAGCGUCUGGAGUCUGAUGAAUACCUCCUACAACGAGCAAGUAGCUAAGCUGAAAGCUAAGUUUAAUGUGGGCUUUAAAGAAUCAGGCAUCGGUCAAGGACAAGUGAACAUCAAAGCUCUCUACAGAAGAUCUGAACCAAACAAAUCAAUGGAGAGCCAUGCUAUCAGGGCUCUCCUUCGUCUGUACCAGAAGAUCGGCACAUCCCCCGUGGGGUUAACCAAACGCAAUGGAUUCAACAGCUCUGUCAAGACAAAUGACUCUCAGCCAGAGGGGGCGUCCGGUGGAGCUGUAUCAAAAGGGCCGCCAGGAUACAGCAGGGGCUACACUGAAGAACCCACUGGAGGGACAGUGGCUGUAAGAGAAGAAGACGCAAAAUGCCCCAUAUGCUUUGAUGAGUUCACCCAUAAGAUCCAGCUGAAGUGUACACAUCAGUUUUGUAAGGCUUGCCUGGAUGAAGCAAAGAAGAAUACAGGGCCAAUAUGUCCUGUGUGUAGAGAUGUCUUUGAUGUGGUAGAGGGAGACCAACCGCCUGGUACCAUGACCUGGAGGAUCAUGAGGUUCUCCCUCGAUGGAUUCCCACAUCAUCACACUAUAGUCAUCACCUAUGAUAUUCCAAGUGGGAAACAGACGGGAAGACAUCCCAAUCCUGGAAAAUAUUACUCUUCUAUUCAAAGAGACGCAUAUCUGCCGGACAACGAUGAAGGCAGAGAAGUGCUGCAGCUGUUGGAUCGAGCAUUUAAGCAGAAGCUCAUUUUCACUGUUGGGACGUCCAGAACUACUGGGCAGGAUAACCAGGUGACCUGGAACGACAUUCACCACAAAACCUCCACGUCAGGGGGACCACAGAGGUUUGCUUAUCCUGAUCCUGGUUACCUGAGCAGAGUGAGAGACGAGCUGAAGGCUAAAGGCAUCAAGUGAACUCUGUAGUAGACGCAGGUCUUAAUUCAACAUACAGGAAGUCCUUCAGAAAUCAAGAUGAUUAAUUGAUUGAUUUACGAUUAUCUAAAAACAAUAUUUCGGGUGAGGCACAUUAUUAUAUUAUAUGCUGUUUAUUGUAGUUUCUCCCAAUAAUCAUACAGGGUUCCUUUUAGAUUUAAUGGACAUUGUUCAUUGCUUAAGAUUGAAUUGUUUAGCAGCCUCAUAUCUGUACGUUUUAAAUAUAAUUUUCUUUGAAGGAAUAAACAGUGUAAGAAUGAACCUUGAAUGUAAUCAUUUAAUUUGAUGUGCACAUAUAAUCUGAUUUAUUGUUCACCUAAGACUUGAUUAAACUACGAUUAAAGUAUUGCACACUGACUCAUCGCUGUAUUCUUCUGUUUAUCAGCACAGGAUGUGAACAUGAUGCAUAAUAUACACUUGUUUUCUCAAAUUUUCCAAUUUUUAUUUAGUCUGUUAAGUGCACAAAUACAGCAGUAAAUAAUAAUCUUUAUUAAUCAUAUUAAUCUUUGUGAAAAUCACUGCCACGAUCUUUAGUACGGACAGAUUACUGAGCGGGGUGACUUUUAUGACUCUCACUUUGUACUAUGACAUGCAAAGUCCAGUAAAUCUGUGCGUGUGUGAACUCUGUGUAGUUAAUGUUUAAGCGCGGAUUGAUUAUUCCAAAAGGAGGUCAUGUCCGAUGUUGUUUUUAUGUCCAAUGCACUAACCACACCAAGGCAAUAAAAAACAAAUAUGUGCAAGUGUACUUUGCAAUUAAAAUAAUUCUGAUUCUGA